UCGAUAUUAAAUUUUGUCAUUCCAUUUAGUUUACAAGUGUCCAUUCUAAGCACUGCAGAUCGAUGACAAAAUCUUUUAGGGUUUUCCAUUUUUUUUGUUUUUGUGUGAAGUGAAUAUGUCAAAGAUUGUGGCGAUGUAUAGUUAGCAUUAAAUUGAAUGUAAUUAUAAUUGCAUAUUAUAAGUGCAAACAUCGAUGAAACAUUAUGAAUUAUUAAUAACUAGCUGGUCAUAGUUGGAAUCACAACAUGGCAUCUCGCAGGUGAGGCACGUUUUUAUAUAAAAAAAAUAUGUAAUUAACACAAUUCACGGACAAUCUGUGAACAAGCCUACUUAUUUAUUGGUGUUAACCGUGGAUUAGUCAAAUAGACUCAGAGAUGGUUCCAUCCGAAUAUAUCGGGUUUAGAAGCAGAACGUCUAUUAAUGGAACGGGGUUAUGAUAGUUCAUUUUUGGCACGUCCAAGUUCAUCUAAUCCUGGUGACUUUACAUUAUCUGUUAGACGUAAUGGUGAAGUGACCCAUAUUAAAAUACAAAAUACAGGAGAUUUUUAUGAUCUUUAUGGUGGUGAAAAAUUUGCAACAUUAUCAGAACUUGUACAAUUUUAUAUGGAAAAUGGAGGACAAUUACGUGAAAAGAAUGGAGAAAUUAUUGAACUAAAAUAUCCAUUAAAUUGUGCUGAUCCAACUACUGAAAGGUGGUUCCAUGGCCAUUUAUCAGCUAAAGAAGCAGAACGUUUAAUGUUGGAGCGAGGUAAAAAUGGAUCUUUUCUGGUUCGUGAAUCCCAGAGUAAACCUGGUGACUUUGUCUUAUCUGUUCGCACAGAUGAUCGUGUUACACAUGUUAUAAUACGAUCUCAGGAUAAUAAAUAUGAUGUUGGAGGGGGUGAUAAAUUUGAUAGUUUAAGUGAUCUAAUAGAACAUUAUAAACGUAAUCCAAUGGUUGAAACAAGUGGAAGUGUUGUUCAUUUACGACAACCUUUUAAUGCUACUCGAAUAAAUGCCAGUGGUAUUGAAAGUAGAGUAAGACAAUUACAUAAAGAAAAUGGUUGUUCAAAUGGAUGGUUGUGGAAUGGAGCUACAAGUAGCAAUGAAUGUGGUGCAGGACGUGGUAAAGGAAAAGCUGGAUUCUGGGAAGAAUUUGAAUCAUUGCAACAAUUGGAAUGUCGCCAUUUAUUUUCCAGAAAAGAAGGUUUACGUCCCGAAAAUCGAGCAAAAAAUCGAUAUAAAAAUAUUUUACCAUUUGAUCAUACAAGAGUGCGUUUAAAGGAUGUUGAUCCAAAUAUUCCUGGAUCUGAUUAUAUUAAUGCUAACUAUAUUAAGAAUGAAGAAGGUGAUGGACAAAGUACUGGAAUUAAUACUUCUAAUGAUGGAGGUUCAUUUAAUAAAUGUUAUAUUGCAACUCAAGGUUGCCUUCCAAAUACAAUUCAAGAUUUUUGGCAUAUGGUAUAUCAAGAAAAUACACGAGUAAUAGUUAUGACUACUAAAGAAAUGGAAAGAGGAAAAAAUAAAUGUGCUCGAUAUUGGCCAGAAGAAGGUGAAGUUACAGAAUAUGGAGGUGAAUGGAAAGUGCGGGCUUUAUCUCGUACUUCAACAGCAGAUUAUACAUUGCGAGAAUUUUUAUUACAUGGAAAUAGAUUAGGUUUUGCAGAUUCCAGACGGAUUUAUCAUUAUCAUUUUCAAGCAUGGCCUGAUCAUGGUGUUCCAUCUGAUCCCGGAUGUGUAUUAAAUUUUCUUCACGAUGUUAAUGCGAGACAAGAAUCAAUUGCUGCUUCUCUUGCUUCAAGUGGUCAAGCUGUAACAAGUAUAGGGCCAAUUCUUGUACACUGUAGUGCUGGAAUUGGUAGAACUGGAACAUUUAUUGUUAUCGACAUGAUUCUUGAUCAAAUUAAGCGUCAUGGAUUGGAUUGUGAAAUUGAUAUUCAGAGAACAAUUCAAAGAGUACGUUCACAAAGAUCAGGGAUGGUUCAAACAGAAGCACAAUAUAAGUUUGUUUAUUUGGCUGUAUUACAUUAUAUUGAAACUGUAUCUCAACGAAUGCAAGCCGAACAAAAAUCUCUUCAUUUAGGGCGAGAAUAUACUAAUAUUCGUUAUAAAAGUGAAACAAAUACUACAACUAUGGGUGAAAUUUCGAUCCCUACAUGUACUACAACUCUUUCAACAUCAGCACAUUUUACAUUAUCUAACUCUAUCAAUAAUUUGAGGCCAAAGUAAUUAAUGUUAAUGCAUCAAAUAAUGUCAAAAGCAAAGAAGAGGCUUUGUUACUCUUACCAUAUGUGGUUUUGAGCUUUCGAUAUUAUUAAUAUUAUUCGUAUUUUGUAAAAAUUUAAUUUUUUAAUUAAUUGGUUAUUUGAAAUAUUUUUCAAAAUAUGUGUUAUCAUAACGAAUUCAAUAUACAGUGUAUGUAUUUAUUAUAUACAUACACAUAUGAAUAUAAAUAAUGUGUAGAAAUUAUAAUAUUAUCACUUUACAUUUAAAUUGUUGAUAAAACGUAAUGAGAAGUAUGUCAAAAUAUUAUAGAAAAAUAUUUGUUCUAUUUUACAAUUUAAUAGCAGUACUAAAUAAUGAGAACAAGAAUAUUAGAAUGCAAAGUCUCA
Molecule: messenger RNA, 2591 nt
Organism: Apis dorsata (giant honeybee)
Lineage: Eukaryota; Metazoa; Arthropoda; Insecta; Hymenoptera; Apidae
Product: tyrosine-protein phosphatase corkscrew-like
Exons: 12
Coding region: 421-2208 (595 amino acids)
Biological process (GO): protein dephosphorylation
Molecular function (GO): protein tyrosine phosphatase activity
Source: RefSeq, a predicted model, not a curated record